Linum trigynum is the source of this 2301-nucleotide messenger RNA. The record is from the annotation of a GenBank genome assembly. NCBI's taxonomy places the organism in Eukaryota, Viridiplantae, Streptophyta, Magnoliopsida, Malpighiales, Linaceae.
GUACAACGCUACCCAAUCCAUAAUAAGUUCUUACAAUAAUUUUCCCGCCACAGCGCGGCAAAAUCCUUGUCCGUAGGGGAGACGGGAAUCCUUACUCUCCGAUGAAAUCCUUCUGCCGGUCGGAAAGCCCUGAAAACAGAGUACGAUUCAGUCUCUCUAUAUAUUGCCCUUUCCUUCUUUCUUCGUCAUUCCAAUUCCUGCAAGGUGAAAAAAAAAGAAAAAAGUUCACAAUCAAGAAACAGAAGAAAGAGAUCGGAGAAUGUCGAUGGGCUCGAUUAGGGCAAGGGCUGGGGCUGGUCCUUCGUCUUCGUCUUCGUCGGCGACGCAGAUGCCACCGGGCGUGAAGUUCUCCCCGACGGAAGGAGAACUGAUGGGCUACUACCUCUACAACCACAUCCGCCGCACGCUGCCGCCGGCCCACUACUCUGCCAUCCGCUGCCACGACCUCUACGGCGACGACGACCCGUGGGAGAUCUGGCGCCGCCUUCAGUCCUCCGUCGAGGAGCCCGGAGACGUCUACGCGUUCACCGAGCUGAAGAAGAAGCUAAAAUCCGGCGGCGGCGUGAACAAGAGAGCGACUCGGAAGGUCGGGAGGAGCGGCGGGAACUGGCACGGCGAGGACAACGGGACCCUGUUCAAGCUCGUCCGCCGCGCCCGGUCGCCGACGGAGCAGGACGAGCGGUGGGUCGGUACGCGGAAGAGGUUCAGCUACAGAAACCCCAAUCCCCAAUUCGCCAGCGAGGACUCGAAGUGGAUCCUCCACCAGUUCAGCAUGAGGAGAGACGACGGCCGCGAGGACGACGAGAAUGAAGUUGUCUGUAUGAUCCGCAACAACGGGUCACCGACGGGGAACGCAAUUAAGGAGGCGGCGAGAGGGUUGGUUCUCGCCGGAAGGAAGAGGAAGCUCGAGGAUUACAUCAGGAGAUUCUCCUCCAGCAGCAGCUCUGAUGACGCUUCUGCUUCUACUAGUAGCAGCAAAAGAGUGUGCUAUUCCAAUUCGGCCCCAAAGCAAUCACUGCAGCAACAACAACAACAACAGCCUCCCCUGCCUUUUACAGUGUUCGAUUGUUCGAAUCAAGUGCCUCCCCUGCCUUCUACGGUGUCCGAUUGUUCGAAUCAAGUGCUGCCACAGAAACCACAGUGUCCAGAACCAGUCCAAGAAGAAGAAUUGGAUGAAUUAGACAUAACUUCGAGGAUCGAUUUCGACGUCCAGGACUGGGAAUUCGACUGGGGAGAUCAAGGAUGCGGUGGUGCUGAUCCACAAUCCGUGUUGGAGUUUCAAGAAUACAAGGAUUACCAUACUAGUACUACGACACAAGAAGCAGCCAUUGCUGAUUAUUCGGAGCCGCCAGCAGCAGCAGCAGCCGUUCCAGUUGAUGAUGGUGAAUGGAAGACAGAACAAGAAGAAACGAGUGCGGCUGCUCCCUGUAUGCUUCCUCCACCCCAACCUCUCGCAGCUGAUUGUUUCGAGGCGGCGGAAGCAGCAGCAGCAGCCAAUCCAGCGGUGAAAGAAGAAGAAGGUGAUGCAGGGGAGGAGAAAAUGGUGGCUGCUGCUGCUGCUGCUGAUGCAGGGGAUGAUGCUCCAGAUGGAAAAGGAAAGGGGAUUGUCACGGUGGCUGAUGGCAAUCGACAAGGCGCAGCGAGCUUGAGACAUGAAAAAAUCGUGCUGCCAUGGGAUGUUUGUGAUCAUCCUGUGGAGAAGCGCCAGGGUUUCGAUCCGGCUUUCUGUGGGCUCGACGACUUGUUGGAUCUGCCAUUGUCGUUUCAGUUCCCGCACUCGUAUGGGUUUGAGCAGCAGGUUUAUCCGUACCAGGGUGGUGAUGGCUUUGAAGACCCUUCGUUUUCUGAUCUAUGGGGUCACGGACCCAUGUAGAAGAUGAUGACUGAACUUUAGUCUGUAACUAUGUGAGGCAUGUAGAUUUAGUGAAAUGAAGUUUUUAACAAGGAAUCAUUGAUCUUGACUUGAUUUUAUAAACUAUGCGAGACAUGUAGAAUGUAGAUUCAUUGAUAUUGAAUCAUCAUUGAUCUUUGAUGAUUCAAUGUUUAAACGUUAUAGAAUCGAACAUGCGCUAUAACAUAAAAGAAAUUAUAUGAUACAUUAGUUUAGAACUGAAUUCUAUCACUAAAGAGAAAUAAUAUCAAACCCAUAUCAUCUAUGACCAAAACGUUCUAACUCAAUCAUUCAAACUAUCCCGUAAAACAAAUCAUAAUUCAUUUUCUUUAAUUCAAGUUAGUAAUAAAAAGGUGGCAAUCUAUACUAGACCGCAUAAAACCAGUGUGAAAUGAAUAAAAUGAAACAUU